ACGACAAAUGGCGUCUGUGGAAAAGUUGUGUGUUGGAGCGUCCAGUGAAUUUUGCGUGUAGUUAUAAGAACGUCAAAUGAAAGUCUUGAUUAAAGCCCAAAUAGCUUCAUGAAGUUUCCAUUAUACAUUUAGGAUAUAUAUACACACUCGAGGGUGCAGUCCUUGAGUGGUGGAGGUGAAAACCUGAAACGCAACACAGCAUCAGGAUGUCAAAAAGUGGCUCAAAGGAUGGAAAGGAAGGGAAGGUCAGCAGCCAUCUGACAGUGGAGUCGAUGAAAACCAUUGCCGAGUCAGUCGGUGUUUCGGGACUUGCUGAUGAGGCAGCAUCUCAACUGGCAGAGGAUUGUACAUACAGGAUGAAGCAAAUUAUACAAGAAGCUGUAAAGUUUAUGCAUCAUGGUAAAAGACGGAGACUGUCCACAUGGGACUUUGACCAGGCCCUGCAGGUCAAGAACAUUGAGCCCCUGUAUGGCUUCCAUUGUCCAGAUCUGAUCCCGUUCAGAUUUGCCAGUGGUGGUGGCCGAGAGCUUCAUUUCAAUGAGGAGAAGGAGCUGGACCUGCAAGAGGUCAUUAAUGGUCAGCUGCCCAAAAUACCUCUAGAAGUCACUCUAAAAGCACAUUGGUUGAGUAUUGAUGGAGUCCAGCCGUCCAUCCCAGAGAACCCUCCUCCAGCCACGAAGGAGCAGCUAAAGAUUGAAAGUCUGGACACAAACAUCAAGACAGCCAUUGACAAGGUCCUCAAGCCCAAGACACAGUCUGAAGGAGGCAAAGCCAAGCAUAAGAUGAAGAGUGGAGCUGAGAUAGUGAAACUGAAGAAUCUAUCCAUGCAUGAGCUUUCAGUGGAGCAGCAGUUGUAUUACAAGGAAAUCACAGAGGCCUGUGUGGGACCUGACGAAGGAAGAAGAUCGGAAGCCCUGCAGAGUCUUGCCACAGAUCCAGGCCUACAUCAGAUGCUUCCUCGGUUCAGUACAUUCAUAUCAGAGGGGGUUAAAAUCAACGUCGUUCAGAACAACCUCGCCCUGCUCAUCUACCUGAUGAGGAUGGUCAAGUCUCUCAUGGACAACCAGACUCUCUACUUGGAGAAAUAUCUCCAUGAGGUAAUUCCCGCAGUAGCAACUUGUAUUGUGAGCCGACAGCUGUGUCUUCGUCCGGAUGUGGACAAUCAUUGGGCUCUCCGAGACUUUGCGUCCAGACUCAUGGCACAAAUCAGCAAAAAUUUCAGCAGUAACACCAACAACAUCCAAGCUCGUAUCACCAAGACCUUCAGCAAGGCGCUGUUAGGAGACAAGUCUGCACUGGCCACACAGUAUGGGGCCCUGUCAGGGUUGGGUGAGCUGGGACCAGAGGUGACGAAGACGUUCCUGCUGCCACACAUCAAGGGGCUUGGAGACAGGAUGAGGAUGGCACUGGAGGGUCCCAUACUCAAUAAUGCUGACAAGAUUGCUGCUGAACAUAUCAAGAAACAGUUAACUAAAUAUGUUCCACCAGUAUUGAAGAACCUGAAGUCUCCGAGUGAGACGCUUGAGGACUACAACAAUGAGUUUGGGUAUGUGGGCGCACUGCUGUACAACGCUACCCUGAAGGAGAGACAGACCCCCACUGUCAGCACUUGCGCUGUCACCCCAGCCAAACCAACUGUUCAGCUGCAGCAGUCUCGGCCUCAGAUAUUGAUCCAAUCAUCCGGAUCUACACCCCAACCAGGCACCCCGACCACACCCAGGUUCCCCACUCCGACAGGGGCAAUGCCCAGAACACCUGCCACCCCUACUCUGGGGGGAUCCCAGAAGUAUGUCAUUGUGUCAUCUCAGCCUCGCUCCACCACCCCUUCAUCACAGAACAUCACCAUCAACAGUGGCAGUGCUGGGUCAGCCCCUACAAUAGUCAAACUUGUUACCACAGCUCAAGGAGCUAACACAAACACUGUGCCUAGAACUACUCCACAGAAAAUAGUGGUCAUGUCCUUGCCCUCUGGCGGGUCAGGGUCACAGCAAGGUCAGGUGUUGACCCCAGGUGCUUCAGAUGACCUUGGAGUCAAAAGUGUCUUUGGAGGUCAAGGCUCAAACUUUUCAUUUGCUGUUAAGAAGGACCCUGAACAGAGAGAUACAUAAAUGGUUUAAGAUGUCAAAGAAAUUGCUAAGGACCAAAUUGAUCCAAGUGGAUGAAAUGUGUGGGUGUAACAUUCUGAGCAGGAUUAUUACCAUGGAUAGUGUAUAUGACACUCACACAGUGGAGACUUGACUGUCGAUUCUGAAAACAUAAAUGGAUCAUCUCUGCUUCUCACAUCACAGCCAUUCCAACAUUGUCAUAAAGGAAUAGUGUGUUGUUCUCUUUGGAUCGAUGAAGACAUACAGCAUUGCAGAAAGCUGAUGAAACAUUCAACUUUGCAGAAAGCUGAUGAAACAUGCAUUGCAGAAAGCUGAUGAAACAUUCAGCAUUGCAGAAAGCUGAUGAAACAUUCAGCAUUGCAGAAAGCUGAUGAAACAAUCAUAUAGUAUUGUAAUAAUCUGUAUCAACUUGGAGGGAUAGAUAUUGGCAGCUAAACAGUGCUGAAUGUCUCAUGAAACUAGCCGUGAGUUGUGAUCCUUUUCUGGCAAGAUCAAAGCAUUAUUUCCUGCAUAUGCACUGAUUAUCAAACACUGACUAAGAUCCAGGCUAUGCUUCUGGCUUUCACCAAACUCAUGAUCUGUGAUCAUCAGUUGACAAGAAUCAUAUAUUUUUUUAGGAAAUUUUUGUAAAUUUCAUCCAUACUGACAUUCCCUACAAGGUGACCCACAUUGAUGUUUAAUCAGCUUACAUAUGGAUAUGUAUAUGUAUUUGAAACAGAAUUACUGUAGAUCACAAAUUAAUGCAUCAUUAUCUUCUCUUUUGUAAAUAAAACAACAUGCUGGUCA
Messenger RNA from Haliotis rubra (blacklip abalone), 2891 nucleotides. Its product is annotated as transcription initiation factor TFIID subunit 6-like. Gene Ontology annotation, molecular function: transcription coactivator activity; protein heterodimerization activity; RNA polymerase II general transcription initiation factor activity. Gene Ontology annotation, cellular component: transcription factor TFIID complex; SLIK (SAGA-like) complex; SAGA complex. The record is from RefSeq and is a predicted model, not a curated record. Gene Ontology annotation, biological process: transcription initiation at RNA polymerase II promoter; RNA polymerase II preinitiation complex assembly. NCBI's taxonomy places the organism in Eukaryota, Metazoa, Mollusca, Gastropoda, Lepetellida, Haliotidae. Bases 207 to 2108 code for a protein of 633 amino acids. The transcript is spliced from 12 exons.